UUUUAAUUUUGUCUUAUUUUGAUGUUAAGAACUUCAUAAUACACAAUUAUAUGUAACUCUAAAUAUACAACAUGAAAUAGUAAAACUCACAAUAAGCUAAUAUGGAUGAACAGCAAGAAAAUCGUGCUGAUGACAACAGGCCUAUUUUAACAGCUGAGGAACUACUCUCACCCAUCAGUCAGAUAACUCUAGAUAUGAGAAGGUCGCCAUCCAGAUCUUUCAGACAAGAAGAGUCGGAGGAUUCUGUGAACUCAACUAUUGAGAAUGAUAAUAGCUGGCAAGCUACCAAGACGACAGUUUGUGAACGAAACUCUGUGAUGUUUAACAAUGAAUUAAUGAGUGAUGUCAGCUUUCUUGUGGGCCCAAAAGGUUCGGCACUUCGAAUUCCAGCACACAAAUACAUUCUAGCUACUGGAAGUUCAGUAUUCUUUGCAAUGUUAUACGGAGAUAUGGCUGAAAAUAAGAAUGAAAUAGAAAUCCCUGAUGUUGAACCAGUAGCUUUCAGAAUACUUCUCAAGUACCUAUACUGCGACAAAAUCUCCUUAGAAGCAGACACAGUCCUUGCUACAUUGUACGCAGCGAAAAAAUACAUUAUACCAUAUCUUGCAAGAGCCUGUGUUAGAUUCUUAGAGACAAGUCUCAGUGCAAAGAAUGCUUGUAUUCUACUGUCUCAAAGUUGGCUGUUUGAGGAAAAAGAAUUGACCCAAAGAUGCUGGGAGGUGAUAGAUGCUCAAGCAGAACUUGCUCUUCAAUCGGAAGUAUUCACUGAAAUUGACCUACGAACUUUGAACUCUAUACUUGAAAGAGAGACUCUUAAUGUCAAAGAAACCGUCAUAUUUGAUGCAAUUUUACGAUGGUCAGAAGCUGAAUGCAAACGAAGUGAUCUAGAAACUACUUUAGAGAACAGAAGGAAUGCCCUUGGAAAUGCUUUAAAUCUUUUAAGACUGCCAGCCAUGACAUUACAAGAAUUUGCAGAUGGUCCAGCAAGAUCUGGCCUACUUACACAACAAGAGAUUAUUGACAUCUUUUUUUGGUUUGCAUCAUCAAGAAAACCUAAAUUGGAGUUUCCAACUAGUGCUCGGAGUGGUCUUACUCCACAAGUGUGUCGCCGGUUUCUCUCAUGUGCUUAUCGGAGCAAUCAAUGGAGAUACAGGGGGAGAUGUGAUUCAAUACAAUUCAUGGCUGAGAAAAGGAUAUUCUUAGCAGGUUUUGGACUAUACGGUUCCAGCAGUGGAGCAGCAAAAUACACAGCAGAUACGAAACUAACUAGAGGACAAGACACACUUGCUGAAGAAAAAAUAUCAUUUUUAACAGAUGGUUGCACAAAAAUAUUCCCAGUCUGGUUCAGGCAUCCAGUACAAUGUGAGGCAAACGUAUUCUACACAGCAUCAGUUGUAUUGGAUGGGAAUGAACUAAGUUAUUUCGGACAGGAGGGAAUGAGUGAAGUAACAUGCGGAGGUGUUGUCAUACAAUUUCAGUGUUCUAAUGAAAGUACAAACGGAACUGGAGUGCAAGGAGGACAGAUUCCAGAGCUUAUAUUUUACAGAGGAGCAUCUUAACAGUACUUGCAAAUGCCAUCAUGCCAAAAAAGCUAAA
Messenger RNA from Styela clava, 1596 nucleotides. The record is from RefSeq and is a predicted model, not a curated record. NCBI's taxonomy places the organism in Eukaryota, Metazoa, Chordata, Ascidiacea, Stolidobranchia, Styelidae.